AUGGGAAACCUCUGUUCUCUGUUUGCUCCGCCGAAGCCCGUGAAGAAGAGACGACCCAUCAAGAAGCGGCAACCAUCUUUAUCCGGGUCGGGUUCUGGUCCUAAUACCAACCGGUUGAACCGGUUCAGGUCGUCUUCCUCUAGGAGAGACAACAAGUUCGACGAUGCCGUGACUACGGAGCAAGCGCUUGCCGCUGCUGCCAUUUUGUCCAGACAGCAGAAAAGCGGCGGAUCGCUGCCGUUUGAACGGUCCGCGUCGCAACGUCAUCCCGUUUCUGGCUCGAAGAAGAAUCAGUUGCCUCGGAGCUCCAGCACUAGGUCAAGAUCCUCCACGGAUCCUCUGUUACAGCCUCAUCAGUUCCUUAACCAGGGUGUUAAGCUAGAUGACUUGGAAACAAACCAUUUUAUCCUCAUCCAUGGAGGAGGUUUCGGUGCUUGGUGUUGGUACAAAACCAUUGCGCUCCUGGAGGAAGAUGGUUUCAAAGUUACCGCCAUAGACUUAGCUGGUUGUGGUAUCAACUCGUUCAAUAUAAAUGGCAUCUCCAGUUUGUCACAAUACGUGAAGCCACUUACUGAUAUUCUUGAAAAGCUUCCCAUAGGAGAAAAGGUGAUCUUGGUCGGUCAUGAUUUUGGUGGAGCAUGUAUGUCUUAUGUUAUGGAACUGUUUCCUUCAAAGAUUUCAAAAGCUGUUUUCCUCGCUGCAGCGAUGUUAACUAAUGGACAAAGUACACUCGAUAUGUUCUCGCUUCAGGCAGGUCAGAAUGAUCUAAUGCGAAAAGCUCAGAUUUUUAUCUACACAAAUGGUAAUGAACACCCUCCAACGGCCAUUGACUUAGACAAGUCUCUUAUCAGAGACCUUUUGUUCAACCAAAGCCCUUCAAAGGAUAUUGCAUUGACUUCUGUAUCAAUGAAGUCAAUACCAUUCGCUCCGGUUCUUGAGAAACUCUCUCUCUCAGAUGGUAACUAUGGUUCAGUGAGACGGUACUACAUAGAGACGCUAGAAGACAACGCUAUACCAGUGACUCUCCAGGAAAACUUGAUCAGUAGUAGUCCACCUGAAAAGGUUUACCGGUUAAAAGGCGCUGACCAUGCUCCUUUCUUCUCCAAGCCACAAGCUUUGCAUAAACUUCUGCUUGAGAUCGCCAGGAUUAGACCAACUUAACGCCUCCUCUCUUGCAGGGUGUCUUCAUCAUUAUAUUCACUAACUGGUAUUUUAAAGUGGCUCACCAUAAGAUUUCUCUUCAUUUGUAUUUUGUUGUUCUUGUUUUAUUUGUGUUUCUUUUCUUGUCUGUUUAAGGUUUAUCUAUGUGACUUUUUCUUCU
Molecule: messenger RNA, 1321 nt
Organism: Brassica oleracea var. oleracea
Lineage: Eukaryota; Viridiplantae; Streptophyta; Magnoliopsida; Brassicales; Brassicaceae
Product: putative methylesterase 11, chloroplastic
Exons: 4
Coding region: 1-1161 (386 amino acids)
Molecular function (GO): methyl jasmonate esterase activity; methyl indole-3-acetate esterase activity
Source: RefSeq, a predicted model, not a curated record